Molecule: messenger RNA, 6276 nt
Organism: Stegostoma tigrinum
Lineage: Eukaryota; Metazoa; Chordata; Chondrichthyes; Orectolobiformes; Stegostomatidae
Gene: kif6
Product: kinesin family member 6
Exons: 22
Coding region: 122-2491 (789 amino acids)
Biological process (GO): microtubule-based movement; mitotic spindle organization
Molecular function (GO): microtubule binding; microtubule motor activity; ATP binding
Source: RefSeq, a predicted model, not a curated record
AGCGUUACUCUCUGUCAGCCAAUGGGCCAGGCCGAUGCUGUUGCUGGGCUGCGGCAGUUUACCCUGAGUCGGUUGUUACGGAGACGGGGACUGGCUUCAUGUCGGGCCAGGGCCGAGAGUUAUGGUCAAGCAGACGAUUCAGAUCUACGCCCGGCUCCGGCCCACCAAGAAGCCGAUUGCGCUUUACUCUUUAGCUGAAGAUAGUGGAAAUUCAGUGCUAGAGUUUGUCAUACCACAUGAUGCAGCUGAUGGAUUUAUAAAUAACAAACGGGAAAGCUAUAGAUUUAAAUUCCAGCAAAUUUUUGAUCAAGGAGCAAAACAAGAGGAAAUUUUUGAAAAUAUUGCCAAACCUGUUGCUGAAAAUGUCCUUGCAGGCUAUAAUGGCACAAUUUUUGCUUAUGGGCAGACAGGCAGCGGGAAGACAUUCACUGUCACAGGAGGAGCAGAGCGAUACAGUGACAGGGGCAUCAUUCCCAGGACGCUCUCGUACAUCUUUGGGGAGUUUCAGAAGGACAGCAAUAAAGUCUACACAACUCAUAUUUCCUACUUAGAAAUCUACAAUGAAUGUGGUUAUGAUCUUCUUGAUCCACAUCAUGAUGCCUCCAAACUUGAAGACUUGCCCAAGGUGACUAUCAUGGAAGAUACUGACCAACACAUUCACCUUCGGAAUCUCUCCCUUCACCAAGCGAACAACGAGGAAGAAUCUCUUAACUUGCUUUUCCUCGGAGAUACAAACCGAAUGAUUGCAGAGACACCUAUGAAUCAGGCCUCAACACGAUCCCAUUGCAUUUUUACCAUUCAUGUUUCCAGUCGUGAGCCAGGCUCUGCAACCAUUCGUCGGUCCAAAUUGCACCUGGUGGACUUGGCUGGCUCAGAACGUGUCACAAAGACUGGAGUUGGAGGACUGCUAUUGACAGAGGCUAAAUACAUCAACCUGUCCCUAUCAUACCUGGAACAGGUUAUUAUCGCACUUGCAGAAAAGAAUCGUACGCACAUCCCUUAUCGAAAUUCAAUGAUGACAUCUGUUCUGAGGGACAGCCUGGGAGGAAACUGUAUGACGACAAUGAUUGCAACUUUAUCUGUGGAUAAGAGGAACUUAGAGGAAUCUAUUUCAACAUGCAGAUUUGCACAGAGAGUCGCACUUAUCAAGAAUGAAGCUAUUCUGAAUGAAGAAAUUGAUCCUAGAUUGAUGAUUCUUCGUUUAAAGAAGGAAAUCCAGCAGCUAAAAGAGGAACUGGCCAUGGUCACUGGAGAGACAAGGGCUGACAACCUCUCACCGGAAGAAACACAGAAGUUGGAGGAACAGCUUAAUAUUUUUCUGGAAGACACUGAUCCCGAGGCCACACUUGAAGUUGGAGCUGACAUGAGGAAGAUUCAGCACUGUUUCCAGCGAUUGAAGUGUUUAGUGAAGGACCUGAAGCAGUGUAGACCGGACCUUCAGAUAGAAAAUGGACCCUUAUCCCCAGAUCCACAAGGAGAUGUUAUCAUUAACACAGAGACGAAAUUGCGAGAAAUUUUGCAGCAACGAGACAAUGAAAUAAAUAUUCUUGUUAAUAUGCUAAAGAAAGAGAAGAAGCGGGCACAAGAUGCCAUCAAUCAAAUGAAUUCGGCCAAAUGUGGGAAAAUAACUCCCUCUAGUGGCCAGUCUUCAAAAACUUUAAACUCAAGCCAAGGAUCGAGACAGCUUUCUGAAUCAGGAUUUUCUAGUAACAUGAGCACCUCAGGAUCUGAGACUACCUUCAAUUGCAGGAGAAUGACAGGGGAAAUGUCACUUGGACGUCAGGAGGCUUUUGAGAUCUUCAGAAGAGACUGUGCUGACAGUGUAACCAUUGAAGACAACAAGCAACUUCUGAAGCUGAGAUUCACCGAAGCAAAAGCACUUGGAGAGAAAGUGAAUCAGUCCAGGAAUAAGAUUAAUCAACUAAAAGGUCAUUUAGAACAGAGGAGAAUGCAAAGGGCAGCUAGUAGUGUGACCAGUGAGCCAGCAGAUGUCACUGAUCCAGACCACUUAGAAAAUGAACUUCGAGAGAAAAUAGAGGAAGAGAAAAAGAGCUAUAAAAUGACUUUCAAUCGGCUGAAAGCACUGAAGACAGAGAUCGAGCAUUUACAGCAUCUCUUAGAAAAGUCCAAGAUGAUGAUGCAAAAGGAUUUUGAAGUCUGGUGGUCUGAAGAGGCAGUGAGACUCCAGGAACAACUGUCUGAGGCCAUCUGUCAGAACACCUGUAAGACACAGUCUGUGACUCCAACAGCUUCCCAGGGGAGCCUGCACCACAGCAGCGGCAUUGAAACAAGUAGUGGCUAUAUGAGUACAGAUUCUGCAACUCAAGACAAUGUCAGGACCUGCAAACUUGCUUCAUCCGACCACAGUUUGCCUUCAAAUCAUGACUCAUCCAUUCCCCUGACUGGUGAUGGUCAGACUGAUGCCGAUAUUCUCGCUUUCGUUCGAGCAAGACAAAACCUGAUGCAGAAGAAAGGUCUGGGAAAUAAGUAAUUCCCUCAGGAGUUGGAGAUUAUGUGUUCAACAGUACUGGAAGGCUCCAGAAUGUUGCAUUCACACUUCAGAAUCAGGAAAGAGCAUGGAAAAUUUGAGCUGUUAUUGAAUGCAUUUGAAAAAGGAAUGGGCUGUGAUUAUUUACUGGAAAACGUUUACUUAUGAUUUAUAAUAUACAGUGCACCAUCACAUCACACAAUGUUAAUAGUCAAAGAGGCACAAAGACCUACAAUAGGACUGACUAUCAACAUAAAUCUCCGUUGUGUAUGCUUCCUCCCGCAACUUAGAGACUUUGGAAAUCCAAGUGCCUUUCCAGACUUGAUUGUAUCCUGUCUGUGGAUCUUUGGUCCUUAAUUUUGUCAUCUUUUUCCUUAUCUGUGCCGUUUUGCAGAUAGUGAGCACUGAUGCUACCAACAGUGGAAAUGGUGCUUGAUACAGUGGCUCAUUUGGUUUUAGUACUGCAGCGGCUACUCAAUGAUAAUCAUUGAAUAUCCCACCGUAGCCUGUGUUGAAAUUGAGUAAAGGAGCCAUAAGAAUAAGGUGCUCAUUCAUAAAUCCAAGUUCAGUGGAAAUAUAUUUGUCCACUGAAUGUUUAGAAUGUAGAAAUCACUACCAUAUUGGAAUAGUUUAGUUGACUGGACAGAUGCAUUGAAAAGGAGAUCUCAGAUAAGUAGAUGAGAGAGGAGUAAGGAUAUGGAGAUAAAGUGAGAUGUUGCAGGCAGAUAAGAGAGUCACAUUGGACAUAAAAAGCAACGUCAGUCUGUGUGGAGAAGUGUUCUGUUUCGGUGCUGAACAGUCUCUGAAAUUCUAUGAAUUCGGCAAAUGCAAUAUAUUGUGGGCUGUUGCAUGAAAUUUUCAGUUUGGUACUAAGAUAACUGGUUCACUAUUACCCUUCAAGACAGGCAUCCUACAACUCCUUCCGUCUGGCCUACAUGAGACUUGAGGUUCUCACCCUACUGCUGUGCCUUAAUGCUCUCAGGGAAACCAGGAUGACUAGUUAAAAACGAUGCCAGUCACCCAUACUCCCAGAAGUAUGUAAGAAACAUGUGAAGUGGCAGCUCUUGUGGACUCUUUAAGCUCACUGGCUCUCAGAUGAGUAGUAUAGACCAAGUUUGAACCACACAUGGUGGUUUAUUCUUAGUCAAGUUAUCUCUGUAUGGCAGGGUACCUACACAUGUGGGACUGUGCAUAUUUUUGAUAUUAAUAGAAUUGGGGCCAAAUAUGAUAACUGUCCAAACCCUGCUUAAAUAUUGAAAGCACACAGCUUAAUAAUGGAUGAGAUACAAGCUACAACUAAGGCCAGAAGAACCAUACUUCAUAAUAUAACAGUGUUAAGGAAACUGGCAAAAUAAUUAGUUCAAGCUGAAGCAUCAUGGUCGACUAAAUUGAGAUUUUUGAUUCUCAGUGUUUGUCACACGUUACCCAGAUUGAUUCUUCAGCAAAUUACAUUUUAGCUCACACUGAUUUUUCUCCCUACAAUACCCACCACUGAUAGAAAUGCUUCUUUCCCUAUGCUGCUGGUGCUGGCUUUGUAAGGCCCUCUCAUUUUUCACUUCCCCUCAGCCGCUAUAAGUCGACUGGAAAGCUCAAGUUUGCCAAGAUUGGAGGGUGGCUGUUGUCUCUGACAUCCACUCCUGACAACCCCAUGUUACUGGCAAAACAUGGCAUCUGAUGACGUCCCACACCUCCAGCCUGUGAUUCUCUUAGAUCCAUCGCAAUCCCUCAAUCAAGUCCAUUCUUGAACUCGUCAUGCUUUUAACACAGCUUCGAGUAUACCCUAUUCUCUUGCUAUAAACUUUAGAGUUUUGACAUCAAGAUUGACGCUGAGUUAUUAAAUUCCUCAACUUCCAUGAUCUUUGCUUUUUUUUGCAAACUUUAGAUUAUAAAAAUCUAAUCUUGAUAUAUUAUACUAAUUACACUUCCUAGAAGCCUCAUCAAAUCUUUGUUUCUCGCAUCUUUUAAACUUGAUCUAUCUUGUCCACUAGUCCAGUGUCAGUUGCUGUCACUGUUUAUGUUGAUAUGCUUCCACCAAAAGAAGAGAAGUAAAGAAAAGAACAGCAAUUUUAUUGAAUACCUAAUAUUGUAGCUAACCUUUAGGAGUUUUGACUGUUCUUUGAAACAGAGAAUAAAUGUCUUUUACGUACUUACAGUAAUCAUAUACUUGAGUAUGAAGACUUCGGGCUUUAUCCUCACCAAGGAAUGAGCACAAAGUAUAAGCUGAUACUUCAGUGUAAAGCUGAGGUAGUACAGAUCCUUUCUAGUGUUGAAGUCCCCUUGAUUUGGAGACUCUUAACUUCAUUUAUAUUGUGUGCAAACUGCAUGGUACCAAACAACCCUUGCAACAGAACUUGCUAAAUUCUGUUCAGGAGGAAUGAUUCGAGUUGCCACUUGCAGAUGGAUCACUAAGGUCACAAUUUAAGACGGGUGUGCUGGCCCAGGACAGCAAGUGAAGGCCAGAAUGCAACUGAGACCUGCACAUUUGUACCUUAGAUCUCACAAAAAUAAUUCAAGGCUUGCUAUUCUCUUCUAUCACCUAUGGAACUGUGCCUGCUCCUACUAGUUCUUCCCUAAAAUGGUGAACAGAGUUCAGUUUAUUCACAGAGCUGCCGUCUUUCCAUUUUGAUCAUAAUCUUAGUGGGGCUAUUGGCACUAUUAUGUUUCUUCUCUGCUUUUAAUCAAGCCUCUUGCGGUUCACUGGCAUCUCUGGCUAGAGCAUCCACCCUAACACACUCAGCUAACCAGUUAGUUUUUCAUGUCCUGGACAAAACCUGUGUUCUGUAGUAGAUAACAGUGGGAGAUAUUUUCACCAAAUAUGAUGAGAGUUCUGUGAUACAAAUAUAACUUUUUUGGAGUUGGAUUUCAUACUAGUGGCAUGUGUGUUUUGAUCUAUUUUUGUGAAAUGGUUUGAAAAUUAAUUAGGUCAGUCUUUCCAGAGCCAUGAUCUUUAAACCAGUAUGUGUAGAUGACUAGAGAAUAGAUGACUGCAAAACUUGCUUGAAUGUUAGUGGUUUUUUUUUAUCUUGUGGGGGUUCAUGACAGGGAAGAGAAAACAUGAAGACCUAAGCGAGAGCAGAAUUAAGGAUGAGCAAGUCUUAUUAAUGUAGUUCAAAGGUUUUUGCGUGUGAUUUGAGGGAGAUCUGACAGAAUUAAAUAUAGUCCCUUCUCAAAAAUAUUGUUCAGUGCAGUUAAGAGCAUAAGGUACAUCAGUGAAAAAGCUUAAACUAAUGAAACUUCAGACCGUGAAUGUUUGGUUAGAAACCUGCAACUUAUUCAAAGCUGAUUCAAAGCGUCUCAGAGAUCCAUUCAGGGAAAAAGACUUGACACAUUGUAGGUUAUGGACGGAGAAGAAGUAGCUAUGUCAAAUCUACAGAUUGUGCAGACAGUUUCUCUGGAAUUUGAUGAACACUAAAGUGAUGUUGUCAGGGAGUAAAUGGAAUUUUGUUUUGCUGUGUGUUUUGAAGAUUCAUCAGACUUGGUUAUAUUUUAGUCAGCUUGUCUUGGGUAAUUUUAUGUCUAUUUCUUUUGUGUAAUAAACUUCUGUUUUACUGUUUAAAACUAAAUCUAUAGCAUGGCAUUGUUUUCAGCUUCCAAGACCACAUGCAUUGAUGCAAAUUUCACCAGAAUGAAGAAUACAAGAAGCACAUAGCUAUCUGCUAUUAUUUUGAGUUUUAAAAUAAAAAUCUCAUGUAUCUUUCAAUUUUUAUUAGCAACCUGGCAAAAGCAGUUACUGGAUAUAAUAUUUGUAUUAGAUAAUACAAUAUCUUGAAUAUGACGCUCCUAUUGAU